AUGCCGAAGGCAAGAUUCUUCAAACCAAAACGCAAUGACAUCAUUAGUGAGAUUUCAAGUCCCACUAACGUUGUUAAACAUGUACAUGUUACUUACGACCAAGAGACAGGGCAGUUCCAUGGGAUACCUGAUUACUGGAAAGAAAUGAUAGACAAUUCGAAUUUCUCAGUCGAAGACCGAAAAAAUAAUGCGGACAAAAUUCUUAACGCUGUGACGGCUUUCAAAGAGUCUCAAAAAACUAAGUACUUGGGUUUUGAGGGCUUGGAAAGUGUUGAUGAGGAUGAUGAGUUGGAAAGGAAAAUGCGAUUGUUUAUUUUGAAUCCAAAAGAAGAAAAGAACAGUACAAGUGCCGCAUCAUCUCAUCCAAAAGUCAAGCCUGCCGUACAUGUAAAUGAAAGGAAAAAUGGUGCUCUCACUCCUCCUGUACCUCCACCAAAGCCAUCUGCCAGUGAUUCAAAUAAGCAAGCAGCCCCCUUGCUCCGCAAACGUGUUCGCAGGAAACUCACAGAUGAGGAGUUCUAUUCAGAAUUAGAUUCCGUAAUAACUCCCGGAAACCCUCGUGAUGUGUAUUCUAUCGAAAGCGAACUUGGUACAGGUGCCUCAGGUACCGUUCGACUUGGUCGAAAUAAAAGAACAGGACAAAUUGUAGCUGUCAAAGUGAUGAAACUAGAUAAGCAGCCCAAUCGCGAUUUAAUCGUUUCCGAAAUUGCUGUCAUGAAGCGCAUACAACAUGAAAAUAUCGUUAAUUACUUAGCAUCUUAUUUAUUAAGAAAUGAAAACCAGCUAUGGGUUGUGAUGGAAUACCUGGAUGGUGGUGCACUGACAGAUGUAGUCACUGAGACUGUCAUGGCCCCAGACGUAAUUGCCGCUGUUGUUCGCGAAUGUGUAAAAGCCUUGGUAUUUCUGCACGAUCAAAAUAUAAUACAUAGGGAUAUAAAAUCUGACAAUGUACUGCUCGGAAAACAGGGUCAAGUCAAGGUCACCGAUUUCGGAUUUUGUGCUCAGCUUGGUAAUCGGCAAAGUAAACGCCAAACCAUGGUUGGAACUCCUUAUUGGAUGGCUCCUGAAGUUGUUUCGAAAACUGCAAAUUAUGGGCCGAAAAUUGACAUUUGGUCACUUGGCAUUAUGAUUAUUGAAAUGUUGGAUGGAGAACCACCUUAUAUGAAUGAACCUCCACUAAAAGCAAUAUACCUCAUUCAAACAAUGGGAAAACCUAGACCAAAAACCAAGAACUUGCACCCGAUGCUUCAAGAUUUUCUGGACAGAUGUCUAGUCGUAGAUCCUGUAAGACGAGCUUCUGCAAAGGAACUGCUUAACCACGAUUUUUUUAAGCAUGCAGGGAGCUUGUCUUCGCUUGGACCGCUUAUUCGUGCAGCACGAGAGAGUCUUGGAAAAAAGGAAUAAGAACGGAAAAACUUAACAUCUAGCAUCAAUCAUGACGGAGCUAAGAACCAUCGAGUAAGCCGGACA
Schistosoma intercalatum is the source of this 1470-nucleotide messenger RNA. The record is from the annotation of a GenBank genome assembly. NCBI's taxonomy places the organism in Eukaryota, Metazoa, Platyhelminthes, Trematoda, Strigeidida, Schistosomatidae.